AUGGGUGUCCGAACUCGACGUGCCGCCAAAUUCUCGCAAGAGAACGGGUCCCCGCUGUCCGUGGCCACCUCUGCGGACGAAUCCUCAGGCAGUUUGCCCAACGGCAAGGCCAAGGGGAAGGGCAAGAAGAAGAUGAACAACAUAGAGCAGCGGAGAAAGGGCGCCGUGAAAGCAGACUCGACCACCGCCGCCGAUAGCCUCAUGGCGCACGAAUCCUUCAACCUCGACGAGCCGGUCCCCAAGACGCCCUCGCUGAACAACCAUGGGUUCCUCGACCUGCCCAGGCACGACCAGAGGAACUUUGGGCUGCUUGUGCUGCUGUACUUCCUACAAGGUGUGCCGCUGGGCCUGGCGACAGGAUCUGUUCCGUUCCUGCUGAAGAGCCAUAUGUCCUACGCCGAGAUUGGUAUUUUCAGUCUGGCCUCGUACCCAUACUCCCUCAAGCUACUAUGGAGCCCUAUCGUGGAUGCUAUCUGGAGCCCAAAGGUCGGCCGAAGAAAGAGUUGGAUUCUGCCCAUCCAGCUCCUGUCUGGCAUGGGGAUGCUGUGGCUGGGCUCCGAGGUCGAGGACAUGAUGGCAAUGGUUGGCAAAGAGAACGGCCCGACCGUGUGGAACUUUACGGGGUGGUGGUUUUUCCUCGUCCUUAUGUGCGCCACCCAGGAUAUCGCUGUCGACGGGUGGGCUCUCACGCUCCUGACCCCUGGCAAUGUCUCCUACGCCUCUACGGCACAGACUGUCGGCCUGACAGCCGGCCAGUUUCUUUCCUACACCGUUUUCUUGGCCUUCAACUCAAAGGAUUUCGCCAACCGAUACUUUCGCGCCGAGCCCCUGGACUCCGGCCUCAUCAGCCUCGGCGGAUACUUGAACUUUGCGGGCUGGCUCUACAUCAUCGUCACCAUCGGCCUGGCCACCCUGAAGAGGGAAGAGAGGACCAGGAACGAGGAUGGCAUUUGGGAUGUCUACAAGAUCAUGUGGGGCGUGCUUAAGCUCAAGAGCGUCCAGACCAUAAUGAUUGUCCAUCUUAUUGCCAAGAUCGGGUUCCAGGCGAACGACGGUGUCACCAACCUGAAACUUCUGGACAAGGGCUUCGGCACGGACAACAUGGCUCUGACGGUCCUGAUCGACUUCCCCUUCGAGAUUGGCCUGGGCUACUACGCCGGUGUAUGGUCGCAAAAGUACACGCCGAUGCGACUUUGGUCCUGGGGCUUCAUGGGCCGCUUGGUAGCUGCUGUCUUUGCGCAGUUCACAGUCAUCAUUUUCCCAGAGCAGGGCGUCACUUUCUGGUAUCUGCUGGUGGUCAUUGCCGAGCACAUCUUCUCCACGUUCAUGAACACCAUCAUGUUUGUGGCUGUGUCAGCCUUCCAUGCCAGGAUAGCGGAUCCAGUCAUUGGCGGCACCUAUAUGACUCUCCUUGCGACCAUUUCCAACCUGGGCGGCACACUGCCACGGUACUUUGUCCUCCGACUUGUGGACGAGCUCACCAGCGCCACAUGUCACCCUCCCACUUCGAUCUCUGACACAGCUGCCAACGUUAAAGGCCCGCUUGUUACCCAGCCAUUCUCUUGCUCUGUCCAGGCCGACAAGGAAAGGUGCAUCAACGGCGGCGGAACCUGCGAGAUGAUCCGCGAUGGGUACUACUUAGUCAACAUCAUGUGUGUUGUCGUUGGUCUCGUGACAUUUGUUCUGUAUAUCAGGCCCAAGGUCCUGCAUUUGCAGAGCUUGCCGAUGAGAGCAUGGAGGCUGUCGGCAGUUGGCAAGUAG
Diaporthe citri is the source of this 1761-nucleotide messenger RNA. RefSeq lists its product as uncharacterized. The transcript has 2 exons. The record is from RefSeq and is a predicted model, not a curated record. The coding region runs from base 1 to 1761 and encodes 586 amino acids. Gene Ontology annotation, molecular function: acetyl-CoA transmembrane transporter activity. Gene Ontology annotation, cellular component: membrane. Lineage: Eukaryota; Fungi; Ascomycota; Sordariomycetes; Diaporthales; Diaporthaceae.